AACCCAAUUGCGGGGCUUUGAUAAAAAAAAGGGGACAUUCGACUUGUAGAACCAAUAUACUCCCAUCCAGUUCAGAGUUUCCUUAUCAAACUGUGUCGCGUGUGAAUUAGAAUCAUAUAUGUAUAAUAUAGAUAAGGGCCGGGUGUGUCAGCCUCUAUGUAAGUCCCCUGGCCCGGCGUUAACUGCCAAAAAAGCUAUAACAAUCAUUGAGUCACUCGACUGCCCCAUACCGGAAUUGUUUUUGUUUAAAACUUUAUCUGAAUAAGUCUUCGGAAUGCCACCCUUUUGCUGUGGAGGUCGCCGCUGCGCGAAGGACUUGGAAUAUGAAAAACUUCACCAAGACGGACGCGAUUCUGCAAGGGAAAUUAUUUAUACUACCAUGCCGGAAUAUGAACGACCAUUGUCCCUGAAGUUCUACGCACGACAUGACUGGCCAUAUUUCAAUUGCACCGAUAAUGAUGUGCGCCACAUGCGCGAGAAACUGGAUCCUGAGUCCCUGAAAAACGCCUCCAAAAUAGCCAAACUCCAUGAUGGCGAGGAUCAGCAGUACGAGAUGAAGCAUGCGACACCACAGCCGAUGACUGUUAACCAGAUAUACGGAUGGUAUUCGGAUCGGGCCCACCGCUAUCUUAGACGGGACCGCGGCACCUUCGUGUUUCCUCACGAGAAUGAUCCACUGUUUACGCAGGUUUUGAUGGGCAAGCUAAAUACUAAAUAACUCAUUUUGGAUUUCUUUAAUUCAAAAAAGUUCCAAAAAUUAAAGUCAUCUUAGUUUAAAUAUAGUAUUGAUAUUGGCACAAUAAAUUAGGUCUAAAUUUUUUGUAAUUUCAA
Molecule: messenger RNA, 831 nt
Organism: Drosophila ananassae
Lineage: Eukaryota; Metazoa; Arthropoda; Insecta; Diptera; Drosophilidae
Exons: 1
Coding region: 275-718 (147 amino acids)
Source: RefSeq, a predicted model, not a curated record